Molecule: messenger RNA, 2330 nt
Organism: Durio zibethinus
Lineage: Eukaryota; Viridiplantae; Streptophyta; Magnoliopsida; Malvales; Malvaceae
Product: GDSL esterase/lipase At4g10955-like
Biological process (GO): lipid metabolic process
Source: RefSeq, a predicted model, not a curated record
CUUCAAAGAAAUAAAAUCUUUUGUCAGUUGAGACAUCACAAUAGUUUUACAACAAAUACGUUUUUUUUUUUUUGAAGAGAAUAAAUAUAUUUAGUAAAUGGAGAAAUAAAUUUUAAUGGCAAAGGAAAAAACUCCAACAAUCAAAUGGGAAAUAGUGGAGAAAGUGAUGAGAGAAUGGGAUGAUUCAAAUCUCAACAAACAUUAUGGAAAGGCAAAACAAAAAAAAAAAAGAUUCUUCUGAAUUGGAGGGAACCUGAAAUGAGGUGGAAUAAACUUAAUGUUGAUGGCAAUUGGGACUAAUAAAACAAUAAGACAGGAGUUGUAGGAGUUAUCGGAAGAGAAAAAGGAAAAAUGGUGACAAGGUUUCUUUAUUCUAUUGGCGAUUGUUUUAUUGAUCAAGCAAAGUUGUGGGCGAUCUAUCAUGGAGUUAACAUUACCCAAAAAAAAAAACAUUUAGUUAAUUUACAAGACCCCAAGAAUAACAUAUUACAAUUCUUAAAAUCUGAUUUCCUGAAAUCGGCCAUCGGUUUUUUUUUUCUUCUUGCCAACGUGCAUGCAAUUCUCCUUCUAUUAAAAUUUCACAAUUUAAAAUAAUAGAAAAUAUAGUUUUUUAUAUAUACACGCCAAAAUAAGAAAGGAAAAAGAAUAAAAUAAAAAGGCAGAAAAAAAGAGAAACUUUGGCAACUUGUACUUGUUCCUGUUAAUACCGCUUCCUAGUCAACUCUCUCUGGUUCAUGUCAAGGGGAAAGACAGAGGAGAGAAAAAAGGAAAGGUGAAUUUGGAAAUCUUCGUUGAUUCGCGUUGAGCAUUUCCUUUCCUUUGUUGAGGAUAUAUGGAAGAGAAGAAAUUGAGAAUGCAAGAGAAGCCGGCCUCUACCAGAGAAAUUUUCUGCCUUUCAGGACCUUUACACCUCACUGCAGUUGACUGGAAUAACUUUCAUCAUCGAAGAUCUGUAGCUGCAAGCUUGGUUCAGGGAGUGUACAUUUUAGAACGUGACCGCCAACAGAAUCGCCAAGGCCCCCAAGCUCAUGCGCCGCCUUGGUGGGACUUCUUCAAUUUCCAGUUGAUCCAUCAGCUUGUAGAUGAUGUUGAUAGCUCCAUUUUUGGUGCCAUUUAUAAAUUCAAUUCUUUUGCUUUCAAUUACAACCAUUCUGCCCAAAGUGCUCCAAAUUAUGUUAUUGCCUUUCGGGGUACCAUAAAUAAGUCUGACAGCAUGUCUCGCGAUCUCAAGUUGGAUCUCCUGAGCAUCCGUAAUAAACUUCAUGAAAGCUCCCGUUUUCAACUUGCAAUGCAGGCUGUGCAGCGUAUAGUUGCGGUUGCUGGAACUUCAAGUAUUUGGUUAGCUGGCCAUUCACUGGGAUCAGCUAUUUCAUUGCUUGCUGGGAAGAAUGUGACUAAGAUGGGUUAUGGUAUUGAAACUUACCUCUUCAAUCCCCCAUUCUUCUCUGUCCCUCUAGGAAUAAUCAAGAAUGAAAAGCUGAAGCAUGGUAUUCGCUUUACAAACAGCAUAGUCAAAGCUGGAAUAGCUGUUGCUGUAAAGGGUUGCCAUCAGAGGCGUCAGCAAGAUGAUCCAUUUGUUUUACUGUCUGCAUGGAAACCAAACAUGUUUGUGAAUCCUGCAGAUCCUAUAUGCUCUGGGUAUAUCGGCUAUUUUAAACACAGGAAGAAGAUGGAGGAGAUUGGAGCUGGAAAAAUUGAGAGGAUUGCAACACAGAAUUCCGUAAGGAGUUUAUUGUCAGGUUCACUGAAGAGCGAUUCAGAACCUCUUCAUCUGCUUCCUUCAGCCUAUCUCACUAUCAAUUUGAGUCAGUCUCCAGAUUUCAAACGAGCUCAUGGAAUUCACCAGUGGUGGGAUCCUAGUUUUGUUGGUCAGAUAGAACUGCAUGAGUACAGGUAGUACUUCUAAGAACACUGCAUAAGGGAAAAGGUCUUUUCCUCUCUUUGUUUUUUUUUUUCCUUUCUGAGAUAUGCCUAAAGGACAGUUAUAUUACUGACUUAUUCGUUGAUAUGUCUAUUGAUUUUCUGUUUCCCAGUGUUAAGAAUCAGAUAGUGCUUGUAGCAUUCCAAUUUCUAAAACAUUAUAUCUACGUUGUGCAUGUUGCGGCUAUGUUUUUUUGUAAUGCAGAGGAACUUUGGUGGACUUGAGAAUCAUGCUUGGUCAUGUUGGUCUCUUCUUUGGUCUCACUUCAGGCUUUGCACUUCUUAAUCUAUACUAUCUAUCUAUUAGAAGAAUCCCAAAAGAAUUACAUGAUGACACUUGUCCAACACCUUGAAAUUAUUGUCUUACUUUUAGAUAAUGUUUGGUAUCAUUUUCAAAAUUAUUAUGAUAA